AUGACGCUGAUGUCAGCGUGUGCCACUCUGGAUCCUGCAGCGCUGAAGGAGGCUACGGUCUAUCUGAAGAGAUACGGUUAUUUACCUUCAUUCUCCAGCGCUGAUCAUCAGGGGAUUCAAACAGAGCAAAUGAAUGAGGCUCUUCGGAUCUUCCAGCAGGUGAUGGAUCUGCGUGUGACGGGGCGUCCGGACAGCAGCACGCUGGUCAUGAUGAGAGCCGCCCGCUGCGGCCUGAGCGACCCCUUCAGCCGCCUGCUGAAAUACCGCAUUCUGGGUCAGUGGCGUAAGAAGAGACUGACGUUCCGCAUCUAUAACCAUCCGCCGGCUCUGGGUUUGUCUGGGACGCGAGCGGCGGUUCGCGCGGCCUUCGGUUACUGGAGCGCCGUCAGCCCUCUUCACUUCCAGGAGGUCAGCGGAGGUCACGCCGACAUCAAACUGUCCUUCCACAGGAGAGCCCAGGGCUGCCGUGUCGCGUUCGACGGACCCGGGCAGGUUUUGGGACAUGCCGAAGGCCCCGAGUCCGGCACAGUUCACUUCGAUGCAGAUGAGGUUUGGACGGAGGGGCGGAGUUACGGAGCAAACCUGCGCAUCGUGGCGGCCCAUGAGAUAGGCCACGCCCUCGGAUUAGGCCACUCCCAGUACCACAGUGCGCUCAUGGGCCCCGUGUUCACGGGAUACCGCCACAACUUCAGACUGCACCACGACGACAUCCGCGGCAUACAGGCUCUGUACGGAAAGCCUGUGGAAAAACCAUCCACCGCUCCGAGAAAGCCAGAUCGGGAGACGUCUGUGCCGGACCCCUGCGCCGGGGGACUGGACGCCCUCAUGCUGGGGCCUCUUCACAAGACGCUUGCUUUCAGAGGUCAUUACGUGUGGACGCUCUCAGAUUCAGGUUAUAACAGUCCCGUUCCCAUUAAUGCCCUGUGGAAAGAACUGCCCGGCAACAUCAAUGCAGCCGUUCACUCGCAAAGAACCAACAAAUCCUAUUUUCUUAAAGGAGAUAAAGUCUGGAGAUAUUCCGGCUUUAAACUGGACCAGGGCUACCCGAAACGCCUCAGCAUCCCCUCCAACAUCCAGGCCGCGUUCUUCCUCAAGCGCCGCCGCGCGCUCGUCUUCAUCCGGGGAUCAGAAUACUGGCUCUGGGAUGAACUGGGAUCAGCUAAACACCUCCGGCUCAUCUCCGCUCUGCCCUCGGAUCCGGACGCUGCGUUCACGGGGAGCGACGGACGCGUCUAUGUGUUCCGCGACGCGCGGCAGUGGCGCGUGAGUCCCGCGCUGACGCUCGAGGAGAGUUAUCCGCUCCGCUCCAGACAGCGAUGGAUGCACUGCGACCAUUAACCUUCAUCAUGGGUUAUAUUCAGCAUGUCAUACAUCAAACAGGACAUCAUCUAUAGUUGAGAUAUCGGACAAAUUACCAGUCAUUGUCAGCAGUUUAUUAGUCAUCUGUUUUUCUCUCUGAUGUAUACAGGAGCACAUAUAUACUGUAUAUGUAUAUAUACACUUAUGCAUGACUCUAGUAACUGAUGUAUUAGACGCACACAAGCUUUUAAAUCACUUUUGAUUCAUUUUUAAUUAUUCAAAUGAGUAAUAAUAAAAAGGAUUGAAACGAAAGUCACUGUUGUAAGUGAUAGUGUCUUUACACGACAGUUAGGGCUAGUAAAUGUAUUAACUGGAGGAAAUAAGAUCAUUUUCAGAGAUGCAGAGAUAAACGCAUCUAAUAACGCAUUUAAAGGAAUAGUCUUUCAUUCUGCAUGAACGCUAACAGAGAAUAAUGCAUUAGUUCAUUACGUGGAACUAAUUUUUGUACAAUGAAAAUAAGCUGUGAAGUUUAGAGAGGAAAACAGAGCACAGAAUAAAAACACCUGUUUGUCAUUACAGAAAUAAUCAUUUCAAAUGACAGCAAAGACGCUUUAAAUGUACAAAGAUGCUGAAACACCAACAGUAGAGUGAAUAACGCAAGCCUGGUUUAGUGCCCUCAGCAGGGAACAUCAUGAAGUUCCAGCACACUGACACACACUCCUGCUGUACUUCAUCAAAUCCAACCUUCAGACAUGUGCCAAUGCAUUUUCAUGAAUCAUUUCCAGAAUCUUUUAUUCUUUCCAUGGAUGCCUGGAUUGUGUCUCAUCUUUUUUUGCUGUGAAACUACGUUUCAAAGUCAUCCUGGGCUAAUCUGCUGUCUGUCAUCUACAGAGCGUCCUGAUAAACUCAAUCAGAUGUCUCUGACACACUAACCCCGAGGUUCUGGAUUCAGUCCUGGGGUCUCUCUUAUCUUAGAUAACCAGCUGAUGAUCUCAAUCAGGCAUUAAAUAAAGGAGACGGAGCCGUGGGUCCCCAGGAGCAGAACUGAAAGCCUGACUCAAUGAAACUUACUGACCACCAGCAGAACAUGAAUCACACAAAUCAACAAAAUACUCACUGAUCAAAAUUCAGCAAGUUAUGUUCAUUUGUGAAAUUUGAUAUAUAACAGGGUUUCUGCAGGUUUUAUGGAGAUAAAUUUAGGGAAAAGUUUUGAAGUGAAGAAAAUAAAUUUAACAGAAGUCAGUAUGUUAGUAAGG
Molecule: messenger RNA, 2555 nt
Organism: Sinocyclocheilus rhinocerous
Lineage: Eukaryota; Metazoa; Chordata; Actinopteri; Cypriniformes; Cyprinidae
Product: matrix metalloproteinase-19-like
Exons: 9
Coding region: 1-1338 (445 amino acids)
Biological process (GO): extracellular matrix organization; proteolysis; collagen catabolic process
Cellular component (GO): extracellular matrix
Molecular function (GO): metalloendopeptidase activity; zinc ion binding
Source: RefSeq, a predicted model, not a curated record